CAACCCUGUUUCGGUGUAAUUCCCCAGGCCCGCUAACAACACCGCCGCCAUCGUCAUCAUUGGCCUGAGCUCGAACCCCCGCGCGCAAAGCUUGUGUCUGGUGUGCUGGUAGGCAAGAUGACACAGAUAUUAACCCCGCGACAAGCGGAUGAGCUGCACAAGGCCAUCAUUGCUUACUUGGCCUCUAACAACCUCCCCGAUACCGCCGCCGCACUCCGGAAAGAGCUGGAGCUGGGAGACACUUUUGAUGACACGACCUCGAAGAAGUAUGAAGGCUUACUUGAGAAGAAAUGGACAAGUGUGGUGAGAUUACAGAAAAAGAUCAUGGAUCUCGAAUCUAGGAAUUCAACACUUCAGUCUGAACUAGACAAUGCGACGCCGACCACCCUCUCCCGCCGAAACCAAGACCCUUCGAGCUGGCUUCCAAGAUCGCCUGCCCGUCAUACCCUCCAAUCCCACCGAGAACCAAUCACCUGUGUUGCUUUUCACCCCGUCUUUUCAUCUCUUGCUUCUGGCUCAGAGGACUAUACCAUCAAGAUCUGGGACUGGGAGUUGGGGGAGUUGGAGCGGACGAUCAAGGGACACACCAAGGCCGUCUUAGAUGUUGACUUUGGCGGCCCCAGAGGCGGUACCCUCCUUGCUUCUUGCUCGAGCGAUCUGACCAUCAAAUUAUGGGACCCUUCUGACGAGUACAAGAACAUCCGCACACUACCUGGGCAUGAUCACUCCGUUAGUGCCGUUCGUUUCAUUCCCUCUGGCGCUGCCGGUGCCCCAAGCUCCGGUAAUCUGCUCGUGUCUGCAUCGAGAGACAAGACUUUGCGUAUAUGGGAUGUAUCCACUGGAUAUUGUGUGAAAACCAUCCGUGGCCACGCAGACUGGGUCAGGGAUGUAUGUCCAUCUCUUGACGGACGCUAUUUGUUAUCGGCUGGCAAUGAUCAGACAGCCCGGUUGUGGGACAUAUCCCUCGCCAACCCCGAGAGUAAACUCACGCUGGUAGGCCACGAACACACCAUCGAAUGUUGUACGCUCGCCCCCCCCUCGGCAUAUCCACACUUGGCGCCACUCGCCGGCCUCAAGAAACCGCCGCCUGCGUCGAGUGCUGCCGAAUUCAUGGCCACUGGAUCCCGAGAUAAGUCUAUACGUAUAUGGGACAUGCGGGGGAAUUGCAUCAAGACACUGAACGGGCAUGACAACUGGGUACGGGCUUUAGUCUUUCAUCCUGGCGGUAAAUAUCUUCUCAGCGUCGCCGAUGACAAGACACUGCGUUGUUGGGAUUUGACACAGGAAGGGAAGUGUGUCAAGGUACUUGGCGACGCUCAUGGACAUUUCGUCUCAUGCCUACGUUGGGCGCCAGGCAUCGUGCGCGAGCCUGUCACCAACGGAAAUAACCCCGAGGGCUCGAACGGCACUACUACUGUCAACGGCACCCCGAAGCCGGGCUCCGCUUCACUUGAUGUUCAGAUCAGAUGCGUCAUCGCCACGGGCAGUGUUGAUUUGAACGUGCGGGUAUUCGCGAACUGAGCGAGCUGAAGAAGUGUCUCCCGCGUUUUAUCCAUCCAAAGCAGAAAAAAUACCUAUUCCUUAAAAAUCAUACAUUUUUUUGUGUCCUCGCCUUAUUAUAGAUAUAAUCCAAGAGAGCAAGAGCGUGCCCAAGUUUGGGAUUCUCAAAAGCCUACGCAAAUUGUGUGCGCAGACACAGGCACACACCUCUCGUUGCACAACAUGGUUUCGCCAGCUUAGGUCCCUCCGACCCCGGCGUUCCCCUCAACACCGAGGCAAGCAGGCAGGCAGGCCUGGUGUCGAGUCGAUCAGAGAGCAUAUAUGGUCAUGUUACCUGAUUAAAGGUUUGCGCCAUCUCAUCCGCGGUGACCUUUUCAAGGUUGUAGAAACUAAUUGACCAUCACAGGAGUGAUAUCACGGAACUUAAGAAUAGAUACCCCUUCGUGCCUGCUGGCAUUGCUUCAAUUGACUCAAGAUAAGACCUUGUAUGUACUCUUGCUACAGUCUAUCGAACCCAACCUCGUCGCAU
Xylaria bambusicola is the source of this 2029-nucleotide messenger RNA. RefSeq names its product WD domain-containing protein. NCBI's taxonomy places the organism in Eukaryota, Fungi, Ascomycota, Sordariomycetes, Xylariales, Xylariaceae. Bases 118 to 1521 code for a protein of 467 amino acids. The transcript is spliced from 3 exons. The record is from RefSeq and is a predicted model, not a curated record. Gene Ontology annotation, molecular function: protein binding.